Cajanus cajan (pigeon pea) is the source of this 2978-nucleotide messenger RNA. RefSeq lists its product as uncharacterized. The record is from RefSeq and is a predicted model, not a curated record. Lineage: Eukaryota; Viridiplantae; Streptophyta; Magnoliopsida; Fabales; Fabaceae. Gene Ontology annotation, molecular function: chromatin binding.
GGGAGGUGUGACGUGUCCGUAAGUAGAAUAUCCCGGAAUGGAGAAUUCCCAUUAUGCCCUCUCUGUUCUUCCUUCUCUUCUGCGCCAACUACGCCCAUUGAGUGGAUUGAGGCAUUGAGCACAUGGCACAGAAGAAGAAGAAGAGAAGGUAAACUAAGGACUCAACACUCAACACUCAACACUUCUCUCUCUCUCUCUCUCUCUAACCAAACACAACACUUUUUUUCUCUCUGCCUCUCCAUUCAACCGACUGGGCUGGGCCCACUCCGUUCCGCUUCGUGGCAGACGCAAACAAGCCUCCAUGAAUGCACUUUAACAUUUCUGUCCUUUUGCUCAACCAUUCUUCCUUUGACUUGAGUUUCGCCUCAAUUUUCUAUAAAAUUCUUGUUUGAGGUUGUGUUGGUGAGAAUGGUUUGAGGGAGGGUUGUGCUAGGGUUUUGGGGAGUGAGGAUGUCGGGUGGAGUUUUCGUGGCGUGGGAGGAGCGGGUGAUUUGCCAGGAGCGUGGGAACCGAGUGAUUCAUUUCUAUCUGAAGGAUGCGUUGGGGAAAUCGGUGCUGGCGGUGGUGGGGACUGAGCGGAGUGUGAGGCACAUGAUGUAUGUUGUCCCUGACCAUUUCUUGCAGGCUUAUGGAUCCACGCAGCCCAUUAAUGCUUGCAAGUGGAGGGCGCGGAGGGAGGUCGUUGAUUGGCUCACUUGCCUCGUCUCUCACAAUCGCCAACACCAUGCAGGUGUACAGCUGGAUGAUUCGGCACAAGCCGAAGAAUCUCUUAAGAUUUUAACACCUGGAGUCAAUGUCAAUAAUAAGAUUAUACCUGAUAAAAUGAUUUCUAGAAAACUGAAAUUUCAAAGCUCAGAUAUUGAAUGGUCAGGCUUGGCUUGGCUUUGUGCUAAACAGCUGAAGCACUACUCAGGGUUUUGCAGGAAUGGAACAACCAUAAGUGUUCAUUCAUUUGUAUAUAUCAUGGCUGAAGAAGAAAACCACUAUCUUGGUUACUUGGAAGAUAUGUAUGAAGACAAGAAGAGACAAAAAAAAGUGAAAGUACGGUGGUUUCACCAUGGUCAGGAAGUUAAACAUGUGAUUCCACAGCUGACUCUGCAAGAGGGAGAGGUUUUCAUCACACCUCAUGUUCAGGUGAUCAGUGCUGAGUGUGUCAAUGGUCCUGCAACAGUGUUGACUCCUAAGCAUUAUGAUAAAUACCUGGCUGCUGUGCCUCAUACCUCUUUAUCUGAGAUCCAUACAUGCUUUAGGCAGUUUAAAAACAAUAAGCUUAAGCCCUUCGCACUUACAAAGUUGCGUGGAUAUAGUAACCAAUCUAUACUUUCUUGUUUGAAUAGUCCUAUUUUCUCCAAGAGAAAGGCAAAGUGUGAAAAGUCACACACAGAUGAUGAUGAGAACCUUACUCAAGAUGAUCCUUUAAGGUCCAGCAAUAAGAGGAAUAGAAGUUCUAAGGAUCAAAUGCUCGAAAAGGGUUUAUCUGGUCUGCAAAUCUCUGAUCCUACAAAUGAAAUGACAAAAUGCGAACCAAAAUACCCUAGUUUAAGAUUAAAACUAUCAAGGAAAACAAUGGGUAUUAAGGUUAUUGGACCAAAACCUCAACUGUCUUUCCAAGUUGGUGAAAAGAUAGAGUUUCUCUGUCAAGAUAGUGGCAUUAGAGGAUGCUGGUUUAGAUGUAAAAUCUUGAGUAUGUCUCCGAAGCAGCUGAAGGUCCAAUAUGAGGAUUUGCUGGAUGUAGAUGGACCAGAGAAACUAGAGGAAUGGAUCCCUGCAUCUAGAGUGGCAGCUCCUGACAAGUUGGGUAUCCGAUGUCCAGGCCGCUUAACAGUACGGCCAUGCCCUCCUGAAUAUACUACAAGUCAUACUUUUGAGAUUGGAGUGCCGGUGGAUGCCUGGUGGUGUGAUGGAUGGUGGGAAGGUGUCAUAACUGCAGUUAAUGUUAGCGAAGAUGGAAUCCUGCAGGUUUUUAGCCCUGGUGAAGAGAGAUUCCUAAUGGUCGACAAGAAGAACAUUCGGGUUUCCCGAGAUUGGAUCAGUAACAGGUGGGUUGAUAUACAGGGAAAGCCUGACAUUUGCAGCUAUUUGUCUUCAAACGUCAGGUGCAGUGUUCGGAUGUCAGCUAAUUCUGCAGUGGUAGGUGGAUCUAAGUCUGAUUGCUCUGCAAUAGUAGUAAAUAAACCAUCAUCGAUUGUCAAAGUUGAAGUUGCUAGGGUUGAGCCAGAUUUAUCUGGUUUGGAGGCACCUACUUACCUGGAAAGCAUGAAGGGGGCUUUGAGGAAGCCACUCUAUGCCAUUCACGAAGACAAGGAUGACAACUCUGGUAGUGGCUGUGAUGAUGAAGCUGACAAGGCUGUGAAGACUCUUCUGGCCUUUAAUGAAAACAAGAAUAAUAACUCUGGUGAUGACAAUGAUGCUGACACUGACAAUGACGACGAUGUUGAUGAAAAUGAUGAUAAUGAUGCUGACAAUGAUGAUGAGGACAGUGAGGAAAAUUUUGAUGGUUCUGAACCAAAACUUGAUGCAGCAGAAGUAAUACGAGCUGCAUGAAUAUAUGAUAGAGCUAAAUGGGGAAUUUUUUCUCUCCUGCUGAAUAUACCUGAAGGUGGAAUCACCUUGUAUAUAAAACAAAAUGAAGCCCCGAGGUAGUUAUAUAUGCAGAGGAUAAUGAUUUUCAAGUUUCUGACUUGAGGAUAAUUGUAGUGUAUAGCGUUAUAGCUUAUGUUCUUGGGUUAAUGAGAUCAACUUCUAUAGGAUGGUAUUAAUAUACAUUUUAGGCUCCAUGUAGGUCGUGGUUGGUAGAUGCUCAAUUGCACAUAUCAGUUGAAACUGCGUAUCAUAGUUAGCUCAUGAGUAUAGUCUGUAAUUUGUGAUUUUCAGUAGUUUUGGCUUUUGGCCAUGAAUCUUACAAGUUUAAAGUGUUACAAAAUCUCCCAUGUUUAUAUUCUAUUUCAAUAUUAGAGGGAAUGAAUGUUUUAACCAAA